CCCCACUCUCUCUCUCUCUUCUCUCUCUAUAGUCUCUCCACCCGCGCCCUCUCACUCUCUCACUUAACAGUCGUCAUCGACGCCUAGGGUCUCACCGAACCACUCCCUCUAUCAAAUUGUUCUUCUGUUUGUUUUUUCUUCACUGCUAGCAGAUCUGAAUCAACGGAUGGCUGUGAAGUGGAGCUAGGGUUUCGCAGUCGCCUUUUCGAAGUCUUGAUUUUUCUUGUGGCGGGGUUUGGAUUGGAAAUGGCGACUGUGAACCCUUUCGAUUUGCUGGGCGACGACGACAACGACGACCCGUCGCACCUGAUCGCUGCUGCUCAGCAGCAGAAGAUCGCGCAGCCCAAAAAGAUCCUCGCUCCGACUCAAGCCCCGGCUCAGCAAGCCAAGCCGGCCAAGUUUCCCGCCAAGCCUCUCCCUCCAGCUCAAGCUGUGACGGAGGCAAAGACUGGAGCAGGACGUGGUGGUGGGCCUGGCGGCAGAGGUGGCGAACGUGGAUCUGGGCGCGGUCGUUCUGGAGGUGGAUUCAGAGACUCAACGAAUAAUGAGAAGUCAUUUAGCAAUAUUAAAUUUUCUGGCAAUCAAGGUACUAGUCAUGAGGCAGAUACUGGGAAGCCCACUGAAAAGCGUGGUGGCUAUGGUGAACCACACGGUUCUUUCCGUGGUGGCUAUCAUGGUGGUUUUAAUAAUGAAGAAAUGGGAGACGGGGAACGCACACGUAGGGCAUUUGAACGGCGUAGUGGAACUGGACGAGGGAAUCAGACCACCAAACGUGAAGGAGCUGGUCGGGGAAAUUGGGGAACAAGGAAUGAUGAAUUUGCUCAAGUGACCGAGGAAGUUACCAAUGAAGUUGAGAAAAAUCAAGGAGCUGAGAUGCCCUCAGGAGAGGAGGGUGCUGGUGAUGUCAACAAGCAGUCUCCUGCAAAUGAAGCUGAAGAAAAAGAACCCGAAGAUAAGGAGAUGACACUUGAACAGUAUCAGAAGGUGCUGGAAGAAAAGAGAAAAGCAUUGCAGGCACUUAAAACUGAGGAGAGGAAAGUGGAUGUUGACAAAGAGUUGAAAUCCAUGCAACAACUUUCAAACAAGAAAGACAUUGAUGACAUCUUCGUGAAAUUGCGUUCUGAAAAGGAUAAGCGAAAAGAGAUAGCUGAAAAGGAGGACAAAGCGAAAAAGAUUGUAGGCCUGAGAUUUGUUGCUGGGUACGUGACAGCGUAAUAACACCGGGACAGGAGAUGGUGACAGACAAUAGGGACAAAAGAUCCCAGCCCAUGUUUUUGAGAGUUUCGAUGUAGGGUAGUUUCUCAACUCUCUCUGCAUACAAUGGUUUAGGGUUUGAAGUUUUAAAGCUUGAAAACCAAAUUCACACCAAGCUUCUCACUUGGUUUUUACUUAUAUGACCAUUUUCAAGCUUGGCAGGCAGUUUUUGGCUUCUACAUUUGACGAAUUAUAACAUGAUUUAAGGUAAUUACGUGAGAUAGCAACAAGAACCUACAAGGGGAAGGGGCUAACAUGCUUUGCUUGCAUUCAAGUUUGUUACCUCAAUGAUAAGGUAAUCAUAAGCGGCCUCUCUUCAAAACUGAGGCUAAUAACAAUUCACCUAAUGGAAUGGAAAGUAUCUGGGAGUUGGAAUGCAAUAUGUUUUAUAAGAAAUAGUAAAUCUUUCCCAUACUUAAAUAUGGAAAUUCUUCAGAAUGAAGUUUCCCAUGUAGAAGCUAAGGAUGAUACGACUUUCAUUGAGUACAUUAAUAUUUGGCUUAUAAGUUGACUGGUUAUUUUUUGCUUGUUCUAGGCUGUCAGCAUUAACGAGUUCUUAAAGCCUGCUGAAGGA
Rhododendron vialii is the source of this 1828-nucleotide messenger RNA. RefSeq names its product RGG repeats nuclear RNA binding protein A-like. NCBI's taxonomy places the organism in Eukaryota, Viridiplantae, Streptophyta, Magnoliopsida, Ericales, Ericaceae. The coding region runs from base 247 to 1215 and encodes 322 amino acids. The transcript is spliced from 7 exons. Gene Ontology annotation, cellular component: cytoplasm; nucleus. The record is from RefSeq and is a predicted model, not a curated record. Gene Ontology annotation, molecular function: RNA binding.